This is a messenger RNA of Sporothrix brasiliensis 5110, 978 nucleotides long. RefSeq names its product chorismate mutase. Bases 1 to 978 code for a protein of 325 amino acids. Gene Ontology annotation, molecular function: chorismate mutase activity. The transcript has 2 exons. Gene Ontology annotation, cellular component: cytoplasm. The record is from RefSeq and is a predicted model, not a curated record. Lineage: Eukaryota; Fungi; Ascomycota; Sordariomycetes; Ophiostomatales; Ophiostomataceae. Gene Ontology annotation, biological process: chorismate metabolic process; aromatic amino acid biosynthetic process.
AUGGACUCCUCGAUCGACUUCUCUGACCCUUCGCAUGCCCUGGACCUGGGCCGGAUCCGCGAACAGCUGAUCCGUCUUGAGGAUACCAUCACGUUCCACCUCAUCGAGCGUGCUCAGUUCCCGCUGAACAAGAGCAUCUACGAGCCCGGCGCCGUGCAGAUCCGUGACACGUCGCUGUCGUGGCCGGUCGGCCUGCUCUGUGGCAAGCGCCGCAGGCAGUACUCGUUUAUGGACUGGUACCUGUCGCAGCAGGAGGCGCUGCAGUCGCGCAUCCGCCGCUUCGAGUCGCCCGACGAGAACCCCUUCUUCCCCGAGGCCGUCCAGAAGCCCAUCCUCAAGCCGCUCAACUACCCGCACGUCCUGCACCCCAAUGACGUGGUUGUCAACGACCGCAUCAAGAAGUACUACGUCGAGACACUGCUGCCGGCCGUGUGCGCCGAUUUCGGCCAUGGCGACCGCGGCGAGACCCAGGAGAACUACGGCUCCUCAGCGACGUGCGACAUUGCCGUGCUGCAGGCGCUGUCGCGGCGCAUUCACUUUGGCAAGUUUGUGGCCGAGUCCAAGUUCCGGUCGGAGCGGGCCAAGUUCACGGCGUUGAUUGAGGCCGAGGACCGCGAGGGGCUGGGCGAGGCGAUUGUCAACAAAAAGGUCGAGCAGACGAUCCUGCAGCGGAUGCGCCGCAAGGUCGAGACGUUUGGUCAGGAGGUGUCGGCGGACGGCCCGGCCACGGCGGCGCCCUCGGCCAACAAGCUCAACGCCGAGGCGGUGGUCGCGCUGUACGAGAAGUUUGUGAUCCCGCUGACCAAGGACGUCGAGGUCGAGUACCUGAUGCAGCGCCUGCUGCCGCCGACACCGACGCCAUGGUACGCCUCCCUGCGCAAGUCGAGCGGGCCGGAAACACUACUGUGGGCGGUGACUAUGGGCGGUGCGGCGGCGGCGGCUGCUGCUGCUGCUCUGUGGUGGAUUCCCCGGAAGUGA